Molecule: messenger RNA, 1007 nt
Organism: Sclerotinia trifoliorum
Lineage: Eukaryota; Fungi; Ascomycota; Leotiomycetes; Helotiales; Sclerotiniaceae
Source: the annotation of a GenBank genome assembly
CAGAAAAUUAUAGUGCACCGGUAGCGGGUUAAAUAAGGGGAGACUCUUGAUCUUGUUACUGGCGGCGAUCCAUUGAUUUCGAUUGCGUGAUUGUCCUCUGCUCUCUUCUUUAUUCUUUCACUUCUAUCCCGACCCGACUGUCUCAAACCUACCCUCAUUUCCUCACACAAAAUCCUCAAGAUGGCUACGUAUGUUCUCUUCUUUGCGUUUACUAUCUAAUCACUUCCUACGUUUGGGCACGAACAGAAAGAUACGAAAACAGCCCUGAACAAAAUACUAACAACCUCCCACAGAAAUAUUACCUGGCACCCAUCCCUCACCCGCGCCGAGCGCACCACCCUCCGCAAACAACGCGGCAUGACAAUCUGGUUUACAGGACUCUCCGCCUCCGGAAAAUCCACCAUAGCCACAGCCCUCGAGCAACAUCUCCUGCACCUCGGGCACGCAGCCUACCGUCUCGACGGUGACAAUGUACGAUUUGGACUCAACAAAGAUCUUGGGUUUGAUGAGAAAUCCCGCAACGAGAAUAUUCGUCGGAUUGCCGAAGUCGCAAAGUUGUUCGCGGAUAGCUGUACGAUUGCGUUGACGUCGUUUAUUUCUCCGUACAAGGCGGAUCGCGCGGUUGCGAGGGAAUUGCAUGAGAAGGCUGCGAAUGGAGAUGAGGCGAUUCCGUUUAUUGAGGUUUUUAUUGAUAUUCCGGUUGAGGAGGCUGAGAAGAGAGAUCCAAAGGGAUUGUAUAAGAAGGCUAGAGCGGGGGAGAUUAAGGAAUUCACCGGAAUUAGUGCGCCAUAUGAAGAGCCUGAGAAGGCAGAGAUCCAUUUGAGGACGGAUAAACUGAGCGUGGAGGAGUGUGUGCAAAAAAUUGUGGAGUACUUGGAGAAGGAGAAUUUGUUGAAGUUGUAGAUAUAGAGAUACCUUGGGUUAGGACAUUUCGGGGUUUGGGAGGAAUAUUUCACAAAAAUACUAGAAAUGAUAGAAUUCAACGAUGUAAAACUUGGAUCGAUUUA